Molecule: messenger RNA, 1398 nt
Organism: Triplophysa dalaica
Lineage: Eukaryota; Metazoa; Chordata; Actinopteri; Cypriniformes; Nemacheilidae
Product: transmembrane protein 158
Exons: 1
Coding region: 594-1256 (220 amino acids)
Source: RefSeq, a predicted model, not a curated record
UAAUUGCAUUUGCUUUUUAUCUAGUGCUUUCUUAAAUAAGUAGUUUCGCAUAUAGUAACAUUAAAUAUAGUCCAAAAGACAUAAACAUUUUUCAAAAAUAAUCCCCUUAAAAAAUUGAUAGGCUACCUUUGUGUAAAACACUAGAAUACAAAAAGUAACGGUUUUUAUACGUUUUUAUGAAGUUAAUCAUUCCAUUGUUUUCCACGUGCUGCCUCCAACUAUCUUCCUGAUAUUCUGAACAUUAUACUCACAGAAAGCAUCAGUCGCAACAUGAUCAUCCAUUUUUUGCAUACAACAUCUCUAACACAAAGACGAAGCAGUGAGUCGAAGAAGCUGAACUAAGUGAAACUGGCUCAGACAGUCACAGUGAGGACACACGGACUGUGAAGCAGUGACGCGCCACCGUGCGCUUGGUCACUUCGUCCUCUCUCUGCGUAGAGUCAACACAUUCAGAGAAACGCACAGGACAGAUUAAUAAAUAGUGUAUACCUGAUCGAACCAAAAAGACGAAAUGUUCAGCAAACCCCUCGCUUUUUAAGUCCCAAAACUGAAAAGCGAAUGACCAUGAGACUGGGGAAACCUUGUGCUCUGCCAUGCUGAGCAUCUCCAUCACACUCCUGCUGUCUCUGAUCGCUCCCGCGCGCUGUUCCCACAGCUGGAGCGACGAAGAUCUCCUUCUUCCACCCAUCAACUCCUCCAACACAUUCCUACCCAGCCUGGAGGUGGACGUCGGCUUCUCGAAGAGGUCCGUGGAGGAGCCCGAUGCGUCCUCGCAGUGCAACGUGAGUGUGGAGAGGCUUCCCACCAAACUCGUGGCGCGGUGGGACAGCAACUUUGGUUUCCAGUGCGACGUUCUCAUUUACACCACCAACAACCAUGGCAAGGCGUUCUUCUCCGCCGCCUUUAACCGGGCGAUCUCACCGGUGUACAUCGAGCACCUGGGCGUCACGGGUGCGCAGCAGGAGUUCAGACUGUGCGUUGGAUGCGGUCUGUCCAGAUACAGAAGAUUCAGGCGAGGCAGGUCAGAUGCUCAACAGAUGGGCGACUCCGUCCAUUUCUGCUGUCUGGAUUUUUCUCUUGAUGAGCUGAAGGGGGACAGGAGCUGGAGGUUAAAUCGCAAACCCAUUGAGUCCACUCUGGUGGCUUGUUUCAUGACUUUAGUCAUAAUAAUAUGGAGCGUUGCUGCCCUCAUAUGGCCGGUUCCCAUUAUCGCGGGAUUUCUUCCGAAUGGAAUGGAGCAGAGAAGGCCGAGAUAAUAGACUAUAACGCACUCUUAAAAAUAAAGCUUCCUAAAAGGUCUUUAACAUCCUUUGCACAAACGUUUUUUUAUGAUGGGAAAGGUUCAGUAGGCUAUCAAAAGGUAAGAUAGGAAAUCUCUGACUAAAAGGUUCUAUUGAG